Larimichthys crocea (large yellow croaker) is the source of this 1603-nucleotide messenger RNA. RefSeq names its product acetylcholinesterase collagenic tail peptide-like. The transcript has 15 exons. Gene Ontology annotation, molecular function: extracellular matrix structural constituent conferring tensile strength. Bases 94 to 1014 code for a protein of 306 amino acids. Lineage: Eukaryota; Metazoa; Chordata; Actinopteri; Sciaenidae. Gene Ontology annotation, biological process: extracellular matrix organization. The record is from RefSeq and is a predicted model, not a curated record.
AGCAGCUCCAAGCAGACAUCUCCACCACAGCACGAGAGCUUCCACACGGCACUGAAGAGGAGACGGCACUGAGUCGCUGCAGGGAGAGAGGAGAUGCUGACUCAGCUGCUUUUGGGAUGGACUGCCUUGCUCAGUGGCCUCCAGCUGGCUGCUGCCUCUGUCACAACCAGAUUUCCAUCUAGCAGCAGGUUGUUAGCUCGGAAAUGUGAAGUCUUCAUCCCUCCUCCUCUUCCUCCACCUCUGUUUCCUCCAGUCAAACGGAAAGCAGAGCUGAUGGUGGACAUAACAGAAGACAUCACAGGAGAGAAAGGGGAGAAGGGCUGCAGAGGACCCAGAGGACCCAGGGGCCGGCCCGGUGUGACGGGUCCAGAGGGAGAGUUCGGAACACAAGGAGCCAUGGGACAGCCAGGUCAAAAGGGAGAGAAGGGGGACAGAGGAUGGAGGGGUCUGUAUGGAGACAUAGGAACUCCGGGAAUGAUAAAGGGCAUUAAGGGGCAUAAAGGAUUCAGGGGUGAAAAAGGUGUGAAAGGAAGAAGAGGAGCCAGUGGAGAGAUGGGAGAGCGAGGCGUCCCCGGAGUGCCAGGAGAGAAGGGCGACUCAGGCCAGUGGGGUGAUCCAGGACUAAAGGGUGAGGAAGGAAACAGAGGAGAGCCUGGAGGCAGAGGAAACAUGGGUUUAAGGGGAACUCGCGGACUUAUGGGAAAGCAGGGUCAUCCUGGUUCUGCAGGACUGCCGGGUCUGACUGGAGAGCCUGGACGACCUGGACAAGUGUACGUCCUACCAGGCCUGCAGGGAGACGUGGGAGAUCGAGGUUCUUCAGCCAAAUGCAACUGUUCACAGGUUCAAAGCUCGAAACAACUGUGGGACAAUGUCCAGACGAUAUUUAUUGCAGAUGGAGAGAAACAGAUGAGGAGGCUGCGGGCGGAGAACGUGAUGGUGCUGCGGACAGACAGAAGAGCUCUGUAUAUCUACUCUGAAUCUCAGUGGAUCAACGUCCUGGAACCUAAACACUGAGCCCACUCCAUCACACAGGCUGAAGUGCAAGAAGACCAAGAACCUCAAAGCUAGCCCAACUGCUUCAGUGGAGCUGCUAAAUGGCCAGCAGCUCAGACUGUGGUUAAACUGGGAAGCUUCCAGGUGUGAGCACGUGUAACUUACUGAUCAGAGUGCUCUUCAUUCAUGCCAAGCAAAUCUACCCACGUUACAUGAAGACUGGCCUGUCCGCACAGCUCCUCUGUAUAAUUUAACAUUGUUCCAGCAUGUUAUCCCAUUUAAACACGUCUCAUCCACAUGUUUCUCUUGACUUUAAUGAAUCAUAACUGUAUUUACAUUGUAAUGUGAGUGUAGUUUGAUUUCAUAAAUCUAACCAGAUGUAAGACGAUUUAUUUCCUGUAUGCUGCUCUUACCCUGAUAUCAGACUGUCAUCAUAUUGAAGUUGUUCUUUUUGACUUUUCUGUUAUUCAGUCUCCAUCUUCAGUGCUCAGUUGAAUACAUGGGUAAUACAUAUGCUGGGAAUGUCUAUCUGUGUGUGCAAUAACAUAAUAGUUCAACCAGGCAGCAACCUCUGAGACUGUGAAGUGAAGCCAAUGCAGAAGUGCCAAAA